This is a messenger RNA of Aspergillus welwitschiae, 361 nucleotides long. RefSeq lists its product as uncharacterized. The transcript is spliced from 2 exons. Lineage: Eukaryota; Fungi; Ascomycota; Eurotiomycetes; Eurotiales; Aspergillaceae. The record is from RefSeq and is a predicted model, not a curated record. Bases 37 to 255 code for a protein of 72 amino acids.
GCAUCGACUCUUUGCGAUGACUGGCGCAGAAAUGUCAUGAUUCAUGCGCACUCAAAGUCCUUGCUGUCCAGUCAAAUUAUUCUUGCUCUUGUUCUUUGUUGUUCUUUGUUUUCUUUGUCCUAUUUCAUUUUUUUUCCCUUUUUCUUAUUCCUGUUCCAUGCGUCGAUCAGCUACCAGCUACUUCUGUACUUUGUACCCAAAGUGCAACUAGUCUCUCUAGUCAAUCUACUAUCUGGUCUACUAAACAGUUGCUAGAUCUCUCCCAUGAUCAAAUGAUCAAUCAAUCAACACCUCAACGCAACUAAACUAACCAAUUGUCGAUCAACAAAUCCUGGCCGGCAAGAUGACGGGCUCACGGACC